Molecule: messenger RNA, 4385 nt
Organism: Phalacrocorax carbo (great cormorant)
Lineage: Eukaryota; Metazoa; Chordata; Aves; Suliformes; Phalacrocoracidae
Source: RefSeq, a predicted model, not a curated record
CGGAGGCGGCGCAGGGCCCGGGGCAGGCGCAGGGCCGCACACCGCCGGCAGCCCGCGGCCGGGCGCCCCGCUCCGCCCCGCCGCCCGCGGGGAGCACCGUGCGCCGGGCAGAGGGGAGCGAGGCGAGGCGGGGAGGGCGCGCGGCCGAGGCAGCCCCGAUGGCCAAGCAGCCCCCCGAGGUGAAAGCGCAACGCGACGGCGAGGGCGGGCGGUUGCCUCCACCGGCGGCGGCGGCGGCGGAGGGGCCGGGCCCGGCCGCGCAGCUGCGCCCCGGAGCUCCCGCCGCCCUGCCCGGCUCCUCCGCCGCGGCGGGGCCUCCGCCCCGGGGCCCGCCCGCCAGCCCCGGGCCCUUCGCCACCCGAUCGCCCCUCUUCAUCUUCGUGCGGAGGUCGCCGCUGCUGUCGCGUUCCUCCAGCGGGUACUUCUCCUUCGACGCCGAGCGCAGCCCCGCGCCCCUCAGCUGCGACAAGGCCACGCAGACCCCCAGCCCGCCCUGCCAGGCCCUCAGCCACUGCCUCAGCGCCAUGGCUUCCCGGGGGCAGUCUCACUCGCUAGUGGAAGACAUACAGCCCGAAAUCUGGAUUGCACAGGAGCUGCGGCGCAUCGGAGACGAGUUCAAUGCCUCCUAUUGUCCAAGAAGGGGUUUCUUGGAUAACCGGGCGGGAAACCCCCAGAUCAUCAUUUUGCGCCUCCUGCGUUACAUCAUCCGCCUCAUCUGGAGGAUGCAGUGAGCACCGGGCGCGUCCCGAGGCGCCAGGACUAGUUUACUUGUUGGGAAAGCCUGGGGAGGACGGACAGAGGGACGGUCGCAGGGCUCCCCGCGCCGCCCGGCUCCCACCCUGCCUCUCCCGUGGGGACACACGGCAGGGGCCGUCGGAUGAGGGCGGACAUCCCACGCCGACCUGCUGGGACUCUCCGAUGCAGGAUUUUGUCCGAGAGUGGUGUUUACUGCAUUUCUCUCAACUCUUUCAUUAUUUUUUCUUUUUUAUUUUUCCAAAAUAGUCUCAGCGAAAAUUUUCAACAGCAAUGGAAUAACUUUUUUUGGCAUCAUUUCUGGAGGCCUGUCGGCUCGUCUGGGAUAAACCCUGCAGCAGGGAAGAGGAAAGCCUGAGCCAGCUGACGGGCAGAGCCGCCUUAGUUUGCCUUGCAGACCUUAUUGCAGAGACUCGUGGAGCCCUCGCCUCUUCCUCUGCCACCUGGGCGCUUGCCCAUGGAAAAGGAUGGCGAUGAUGGAAGAAGAGCAGAGGGAUUUAAAUCAGCACUUCUUUUACCUGUAAAUACCUAAUGCUACCCUAAAUUCACCUUCAUUUGCAUCAUGCAAAUAGCCUAUUUCCUGCUGACUGAUUUUUUUUUUUUUUUUAAUAUAUAUAUGUAUAUUUUUUUUUAACACUCUGAAUUUCAUGACUUAGCUGUCAGACUCCCAGGGUCCGAAAUACCACAACCAACCAAACAAAAAAACCCAAUCCACCAGGUUGCCUUUUUUUGUUUUGAGAAAUUCUUUCUAUCAAAUGUGUGAAAACGCUUGCAUAUUGUAUGAUAUUAUAUAUAAUAUAUAACGUUGGUGACUGACUAAUUCAGCAAUAAAACGUUCUCGGAGGCAGGUAAAAACAGUUCCCAGCACACCGCAGCUUUGCACCCGGCGACGGCAGCUCCUGCUGCGUAACUCCAGGAACUGUUUUAAGCCGUUGCUGUUGAAACCAGGAGGGUUUUUAAGGCGCUGGAUUUUUUUUUCCCCCCCUGGGAUCCUCUGCGUUCAGACAGGACAGCCCGGAGCAGGGCGAUAAGCGGGAUGGGAUCGUCAGCGUGAAGAACCCGGAGGCUCGUGCGCUGGGAUGAGGCGCCGAAGGAUGCCGACCUGGUACGGAUCCGCUCCUCAUCGACUGCCGCGUCUCCUCCCGAGCUGCCCUCCUUCCCCUGGGAAGACCUGACCGGGUGCUCGAUGCUGUCCCACGGCAUCUCCCCUUCCACCCGGACACCCCGCACCCUUGCUGGAGGAGCCCCCAGGGCUUGUCGGAAGAAGCAGGUCUGUCUCCUCGGGCCCCUCCGUGGUCUCCGGUUCAUCUCGCGGGUGGCUGCUGCAUGCCAGGUGCUUUCAGGAGGGGUGGCUGCUCCAGCCACCCCCGUAUCUAUGCACAAAUGUACCCCUCUCUGCCUCCAGAGCUGCCCCUUUCCUCUGGCGGCUGCAGGUGGUCCUCGAAUCCGCUUCCAAACGCCGCGGUUUUAUCUCUGGUUUCACCAGCACCAUAGGAAAAAAAAAAGAUUAAAAAACCCAAGAAAAAACCAAACCCAAGCCCACGAGAGUGAUUUUCCCUGCAAUACGUGUGCAGGGAGAAGCUGUUGAGUGCCAUGGAUGAUUAGUAGUGUUUUUAACAUGGACAAACUGUACAAUCUGACCUCUAUGCACUGGCUGCCUGUGCCUGUUGGGUGGGCGAAGAGCCGUGGUGUCGGUGCGGGGCUGCGUGCCUCCGACUGCACUCCUCUCUGGAGGAUUACAGUGAUUUUUUUUAAAAAAAAAAUUAAUUUUAUUAUCAAUUUUUGGACCUGCAAACUGAGCGUGGGUUGCAGGAGUUUGGCCUCAGCUGCAGGAGCAGGGGAUGUUUAGGAAAGGGUAUUUUGGAGAGGCUGUGGGGGGAACCUUUGCACUGGUGGAGAGCGAGCGGUUAAAAUCUCUGGGGAGCUUGGCCAGGGCAGGUUCCUGCUCCUCGUCCCCUUGGUUUUGGCUCACCGUAGCUGUGCUGCCCCAGCCGUGCCCCAGCCAUCGCCUCUUUUCUGUAGGGUUUAUAAGGAAAACCCUGGCAGGGAGGCUGCCGCCGCGGGUUUCCCAUGGGAACCUCCGUGGAAUUGCAUGGCUGCUGAUAAAAUUAAAAGGAAAACAAAAAAAAAUGAUGAAAUUUGGCAGCAGAUGGGAAACCAAACGAGUUUGGGUUUUUUUAUGGUUGAGUUUCAUCCAUUGCUGGUGGAUGAAACGGUGCUUUCGGAUCUCGCAGCCUUACAGCAUCCCGGCAUCCCACCGGCACCGCGCCGACCAGAAUGUGUCCCUUGGAGUACACCAAAGAAAUGCCGAGCACUUUACCCCGUCCUCCCCGCCGGGCUGCCCCAGCCAACGAUGGCGACAAAAAUUGUAUUAAUUUUAAGGGAAAAAAAAAAUGGAGGUAUUGGCGCUGUCCGCCUGGGAGUUCUCCGCAGGAGGCGAUCCUGGCCGAAAGCUAGGCAUAGGAAAAUGAGCCCCCAAAAACCAGGUUUUAACCCCGUAGAGUUGUGAGGUUUAGGGAAAAAAAAACCAAAACAAAACCAAAAAGUGUCUAAACAGAAGAACGAUGUUUUUAGAAUAGUGAUUAUGCUCGUUUUAGCCACGUUGGCUGACUGCUCUGGGUCAUUUUAAGCGUAACCUGUGGUCUCUUUUCUGCCAAAAGGAUACGAUGAAGAGUUUUCCUUGGUUGUGGGGAAACCAGAUUUAUUCCCAGGCGAUCUCACCCAAUGCGUUAACGCUUCUCUUUUCCAUAACUGUAAAUACCUGAAUAUUUAUUAGAGUAGGGCACCAUAUUAUUUUCAUCAUCUGAGCCAAAUAUCUGUGUGCAAUGUAUUUCCUUUCCUUUCUCUCAUGUAAGUUUUGUACAGCUUAUGAAUAAGUAAAAAAAAAAAAAAAAAAGGAAAAAGUUACUUUUUUUUUUUCCCCUAAACUUUUUUAGAUUUGACCUUGGUAAAUACUGUAGAUUCUUCCCUCCCCCACCCCCCACCCCGUGUAAUUAAUGCACUCUACUGUUCCAUAAUGCUGUAACUUGUAGAAAUGUUGUAUAUUUAUUUUCUGCUUAUUUAAGUUCCUGUAAAGAUUUUGGUUUCCCCCUCCGCUCCUCCCUGCCCCUGCAACAAGCGCCGGAUCACCUUCGAAAGCGCUGCCUUCUGGCAGCGCAGCCAGGAUGGUUCAGAUAAUGAGAUUAUUAUCCUUUUUUUUCCUCGAAGUGCCUAAGUCCCACGUCCCAGUAGUGAUUUAGGCACGUCAAAGACUUCAACAUCAGUGAAAUUCAGUGGGAAUUUGGCUUCUCCAUCCCUGCGGUUUUUGCCACCCCCUUUUCAAAGCCACAUUUUCCUCCGUCUCAGCCACUUUCCCUGGACCAGCUGUAACAUCAGGUACCGCCCCAGCGCACGCCGAUGUGCUGAUGAAUUACUAACUUGUUUCACAGGACCCAGCGUAUGUAGCAUUUUUACUGCAAUUUCCCUGGCUUACUUGUGUUUUGCACUGAUGAAUUUUGGACAGGGUAAUUGCCACUCUACUCGUGCAAUACUGCUGUAAAUAAUUGCAGAUCUUUUUUUUUUUUUUUUUUUUUAAGAUGCAAUCUUUUAUGUUCUUAAUUUGAGUUUUAUAUGAAUAAAAACUUCCAACUAUU